Messenger RNA from Pecten maximus, 1107 nucleotides. RefSeq lists its product as uncharacterized. The coding region runs from base 1 to 1107 and encodes 368 amino acids. The transcript has 2 exons. Lineage: Eukaryota; Metazoa; Mollusca; Bivalvia; Pectinida; Pectinidae. The record is from RefSeq and is a predicted model, not a curated record. Gene Ontology annotation, molecular function: zinc ion binding.
AUGUCGAAACGGUCAACACCGUCUCUGCCGAGAAGCAUGAGGAGUGCGAGCAUUAAGAGCGCUUCAUAUUCAGUGAAAAGCGUUUCUGUGAAGAAUCAAUCGAAACGUUCCAAAUUGCCUGUUCGGGCUCCAAGAUCCCUAAUUCCGGUCAGGAUUAACGGGUCAAUAUACUGUAAAGAUCACCCUAGUCGUGAAGUUACGCUGGUCUGUGAAGACUGUGAAGGAACACUUGUCUGUGUUGACUGUGUAACGACAACACAUCAACGUCAUGGAUUGGUCAAGCUCAUUGACGUUGCCCCUCUCAAAAGAGAAAACAUACGUAACUUCAUUGAAAAGGCUGAAAGAACGGCGAUUCCAAAGGUCAAGAAACAAGUGGAGUUCGCUAAUGAGAGAUUGGCUGAAAAUAAAUCGAUGUACAAAGCACUCGUAGUCAAAAUUCGUCAACAAGGCCAGACACUUAAAGAAGAAAUUGACAGAAUUACUAACAAGUUCGUGGCACAGUGUGAGGAAACAGAAAAUGAAAAUGAAGAAAAGAUGCUGAAGUAUCGGAAGCAGCUGCAUGUCUUGUAUGCGGAACUGAACACAUCAGUGAGCGAAUGUCAGAAUACGUUAGAGACAGGGAAUCCUACCCAAGUUUACUCAAUGGAGAAAAAGGUGAGUAAUGCCAUGAAACUACCGACGGCACCAGCCAUGCGAUCGACCCUAUUUAACGCCGGAUCGCUCUCCCUCGAUCAGAUCGAGCAGAGCUUUGGUGGGCUUACCAUGCCGGAUGAACAAACUGAAGCUGACCAACAGACCGCGAUGGGGAACCCUGCCACGAAGAUUAUGCUGGACUUUAUUGACGACUCUGCUUCUGGUAUAUUUGACGGGAGCGAAUCAGGCGUACUGAACAUGCCUUACCACGGGAACCGAACAGUGUACUGUCUGUCCGAGUUCGAGCACGCCACCGACAUCCACUCUCUGCAUUCCGUGGCCAACACACCGUACACAUGGAUCCUCGACAUAUUCACGUACGACAUCCUCCUGGUAAACAAAAAGGGCAAGCUCAAGGAUAAGCGCGAACUCAAGCGAGGACGAUUACAAGAUUCGGGAGGCAGGAUCGUCUGA